GAGGAGGAGAAGGAGCAGUAAAGAGAGAAAAAUGUAGAAGGGGGAGGGAGUGAGUGAAAGAAAGAAAGAGAGAGAGAGAAAUAGGUGCAUAGAAAGAGAUAGAGGGGUUGGAAGAGAGAGAUAGAGAAGGGGACAGACAGAGAGAGACAAAGAAAGAGAGGUGCAGAGAGAGAGGGAGGUGUUGACCUGAGGCGUGUCCAUGGAGGGAGACCCAGAGGAGCCAGAGGAGGACAGCGAGGAGAGCCGGGACGGGUCUUCCUCCCCUCGCUCCUCCGUCCUGUGGGAGAAGGUGAUCCAGCACAGCGUGUUCCUGGACCUGAGCGAGGACGACAGCGUCCACCUCAGUGACCUGGAGAGCUCCUUCGACGUGCGUCUCUCCCGGCCAGACUCGGCUCUCUCCGAGACCAGCGUCCACCUCAGCGGGGAUCCUGAGCUGUUGUCGUCUGAGAGCAGUGAUGUCAGCAGCCAAGGCGAGCGCGUGGUGGAGGGCCGUACGAAGAGCAGCGCCACGCGUCCGUCCGUCCAGAGACCCAACACCGCCCAGCCCGGGACGCCUUCACCCCGCGGGCACCAGGACCCAGGGGACACCAGCGACGAGGACCAGGAAGAGCUUCCCUACGACGGGGACCUGGACAGCCGCUACCUCGACCCCCUAGCUUCACCUGAGGAGAAUUCAGACGCCGGCGGCGAAAAUUCCGGAACCCUCCAGUCCAGUCCCAACGUUCUAGAUCUUUCCGACGGUCCUGCGGUUGGUGGGUUUGGAGAUACCACCCCUGUUCUCUCUCCGGUUGAGAGCGGAGCUGCAGAGCGGGUGUCUCCCGCUGUAAGCCAGGGUGGGACAGGAAGCUUCCUGGACCCCAGCAGGCCGACGGAGGGGCUGCCUACCUGCAGCAGUCCUGUGUUCGAAGCCCCACAUCCAGACAUCACCCAGCUGCUCCUACGUCACUUCUCCCAGGACCAGCUGCUUCUCUCGGGCAGACUAAUCGAGGCAGAGACCCUGCCGGAGGUGUCCCUGCUGGAGAGCAUGGACGAAACCUUGCUUAGCAGGGCCCCAGGAGGCAGCUGCACAGGGAGGCCCUCUCAUGUUAAUGGGUCAGCCCCACAGCGCAGCUGCACAGGGAGGCCCUCUCAUGUUAAUGGGUCAGCCCCACAGCGCAGCUGCACAGGGAGGCCCUCUCAUGUUAAUGGGUCAGCCCCACAGCGCAGCUGCACAGGGAGGCCCAGUGGUGGCUCAAAGGGAUCAGAGAGUCUGGGACAGGAGACUGUGGAGUCUCACCAUAGUCGCGUGUCGUCCGCUGCUGGGCAACACCAGGAGCAGAGUAGUGGAGUUCCCAGAGAGACCAACCUGGCCCAGGAAGAGGUGGAGGAGGAGGAAGAGGAGGAAAAAGAGAGGGAUGAAGAUGAAGAGAGGGAUGAAUGUGAGGGGGAAGAAGGGGAAGAGGAAGAAAGAGAGACAGAGGAGGUGGAGGAAGAGGAGUGGGACGAGGAGGAAAGGGAAGGUGAGGAGGAUGAGGAAGAUGGAGGAGAGGUGGAUGAGGUAGGAGGACAAGAAGAAUCAGUAGAGGAGGGAGGGAUCCAGAAUGUUCCCCUGGCGAGGACCAGGUCGUUCUCUGAGCUGAAGUACGGUCAGGGUCAGGUCCAUUACCGGCGCCCAGACUUCUCCAAGGUCGCCCCCAAGGUCAAGAUCCCCAAGACCCCCAGCGGCCUGGACAAACCCCUCGGCCAAUCACCGACCCCUAUCAUGCGGGCCCUGUCCUCGCCGGGCAUGCUGGGUAUGUCGUCGGAGAGGCGCCUGGCGGCGGUGGACGUGAUCAGCAGGGUGCUGGAGGACUCGCUGCAGCCCGCAGACAGACCCCACGCCUUCACACACCUGGACACACAGACAAACACCAGCCCGGCGCUGGUGCACCACCUGCAGGCUGAAUAUGACAAGCUACUGACUAAAUACGCAGAGGCUGAGAACCUCAUUGAUCAGAUGAGGCUGGGUGCAAAGCCUCAGGCACCCUCAGAGCUUAAUCUGGAGUUGGAGUACGCUGGUCUGCAGGAGCAACUAGGUUUACGAAGCAGUGGAAGCCAUUUUGGAUCAACGCCCUUCCCCACGGCCCCUCCCAUAAACGCCAAGACUCCGCCUCUCUCUCCACACUGCCCCUCCCCCUUUGCAGAACUAGUCAGUGCAGAGAAGCAGAACAACAGUGCUGAGGGGAUUAGCCCUGCCCCCAGCCCCGUCUACAAACCCUCCCCAGGCUCUGCCCCCAGCCUCGCCCCUAGCCCCGCCCCCAUACAGGUGGAGCUGCAGAGUGAUGGGGAGAGGAUGACCGCUGAGCUCCGUGACAUCAUCAGAGAGUUCCUGCAGAAGGUUGAGGACUUCAGAUCAAGCCUCAGGACUGUGUCUAUAACCCUGGAGGAACAGCAGAUGGUGUUCCGCAGCAUGGUGGAGGCUCAGGACCACCUGGAGAGGGGGUACCUGAGCAGGAGGGAGGAGCAUCGGGCCCUGGAGAUGCAGACCUACCUGGGCGUGGCACGGAACACGGGCACCUUUGACCCAGACAGACUGGUGGAGGGGGAGAUAUUUAGGGUAGGGAUGUACCUGGAGGACAUUAAGGAGCUGAUAGACAGGAACAUGUGUGAGCAGCUCUGCCCACCCCCCUCAUCCUCCACCCCCCCCACCCCUCUGCUCCCCAGGGGGGGGUCCAGCACCCCCUCCCUGGGUACACCCUCACCUCCUCCAGCACCAUCCCUGCAUGAGGGCGUCGUGUUACAGGAGCCAGGCCUUGGUUUUUCUCCAUGGGGUUACAAGACCGAGGCGAGGGAGGAGGAGGACCAGGACGUCUGUGGAGAGGAAGACCUUCUCUCGGCAGCUUCUCAGCUGGACAGCCCUGAGCAGAGCAGCAGCAGUCUGAGGACCCCACACACCUCCCUGGACAGAGCCCACAUCCACACCCCCGAGGAGGGAGAGGAGGAGAGGGGCUGCGGGCCGUCUGGAGGGAGAGGGGCUGGUGGUCAGGCUGGACUCGGCUCCUCCUCCACAGAGACGCAGUGGAGCGCUGGCAGGACCAUCUCCACGGUGUUGCUCCUGUGCAGGCCGGUUGGAGCUGCAUCUCAGGACAGCAGCCUGCUGGUGGAGGUCUCCUGCUCCUCACAGAGCGUUGACACACACGGCCGCUCAGACCUCAGCUCUCCACAGAGGAUAGUGAGUUCGGAGACUGACAGCGGUUUUGGAAGUUGUGAGUCGACCACAGGGCUGUCCCCCUCGAAGAUAAACACUCAGAGAUCCAGGGUGCUGACCCAGAGCAACAGCAGCUCUGGUCUGAGUGGGUCAGACAGCGAGGGCUCCUGUUCCCAGCUGCAGACAACCAUCCACCCUGCAGACCGCCUACAGACCUCCACGCACCCUGCAGACCGUCUACAGACCACCAUCCACCCUGCAGACCGUCUACAGACCACCAUCCACCCUGUAGACCGUCUACAGACGACCAUCCACCCUGCAGACCGCCUACAGACCACCAUCCACCCUGUAGACCGCCUACAGACCACCAUCCACCCUGCAGACCGCCUACAGACCACCAUCCACCCUGCAGACCGCCUACAGACCUCCACGCACCCUGCAGACCGUCUACAGACCACCAUCCACCCUGAAGACCGCCUACAGACCACCAUCCACCCUGCAGACCGCCUACAGACCUCCACCCAGCCUGCCCAGAGUCUACAGAACUCCACCCACCCUGUAGAUAGCUUUCUUGGGGACACAAGGGGCAGUGUACAGACCUCCAUUCAGCCUGGGGAGAGGCACGCCACCCUGACCCCACCCACAGACUCAGGGGCAGAGCCUCUCCAUUCAGUCCAGCUGCGUCUCCACGGCAACGCCCGGUACCAGGCGGAUCCCUGCCCGAGUCACAGCGUCGCCAUGGAUACGCUGCAGCCAGAAGGCCUCUCCCCCGCCUGCCCCUGUCACAGCGAGGCCCUGGUGUCUCUGCAGCAGCAGGUGUCCAGGCUGCAGAGGGACCUGGAGGAGGGACUAACCCAGCUCCCUCAGCUCAGCCAGAGGAUGGACCUCCUCUCCUCCCACCACCGGCAGGACCGGGGCUCCAGGAGCCGGCCCCGGCCUCACCCCAGGCCACCUGCACACAGUGUGUGGAGGUCUGCAGGCAGCAGGACACCCACCCUGGCCCGAGACCCAGGCCCUGUCUCCACCCUGCUGAAGGUAGACGACUGGAUCUCCUCAGACAUGGACCCCAGCAGGAGCAGAGGUACACAACAACACUGUACCAACAGUGACUCUGGGCGCUCAGGGACCCUGCAGUACCUCGGCUCACCACCAGGGGGCAGGAGAGGGAGCCCAGACCCACACACCUCCACCAGCCCGGGGAAACCCCAGAGCGAGAAGCACUCCAGCAGAGGUUCGGAGGGUAACCUGACUGUGAGGAACCCAGAUCUUCCCCUCUCCAACCCCAGUCCCAGCCCUAGUCCUGGUCCAAGUCCCAAUCCAAUACUAUGCAAACAGGGACUGUCCUACAGCAACCUCUACAGGGCUCAGCUAUCGGCAGUUCUGGACGCAGAGAUGGAGAACCUGUUCUCCAAGGGGAGGUUCUCUCUGCAGAAGCCUCUGUUGCAGGUCAACUAUGGAUCCUCCUGCAGCCUGCCUGCUGGCUUCAAGGUGAGGGAGCCUAUGCUGCAGUCUGGGUCUGUCCAGCGGAAGCGCUCAGCCCAGUCGGACACGGCGCUCCUGCCCAGCAACGUGUACUUCCAGCUCCAUCCAGCUCUGCCCCCCUCCAGGACCGGGAGCAGGACCAGCCGGCACAGGGGCAGCAAGGUGAGCUUGCAGAAGGUCAGCCGGCACAGGGGCAGCAAGGAGGAGGAGAUCAACAGGAAGCUGGACCAGGCCAUCGAGGCGGCUCGCAGCAUGAAGAAGGCCACUGAUAGGAUGGCCAGGAGUCUGUCAGCUGACCUGGCCAAGUCCCAGCUACACAGGAAGUUACACGGCAGGAAACACAUCACCUCAUAACGCUUAGGAUCCCACAUCUGACCUGGGAUUAGCCUCCAAACUUAAUGUGAUAACCCCUUUGUUGAGUUUUUUGUGUUUUAUGUAAGUUUACAUAUUUAUUUAUGGCCUCAAACGUUUUGAAUGUUAACUUAUUGUUGAUUAAAUUAUUUGUUAAUAGUUUGGA
Messenger RNA from Osmerus eperlanus (European smelt), 5165 nucleotides. RefSeq names its product tau-tubulin kinase 1-like. The coding region runs from base 200 to 5002 and encodes 1600 amino acids. NCBI's taxonomy places the organism in Eukaryota, Metazoa, Chordata, Actinopteri, Osmeriformes, Osmeridae. The transcript is spliced from 20 exons. The record is from RefSeq and is a predicted model, not a curated record.